Messenger RNA from Paramecium tetraurelia, 1797 nucleotides. RefSeq lists its product as uncharacterized. Lineage: Eukaryota; Ciliophora; Oligohymenophorea; Peniculida; Parameciidae. The record is from RefSeq and is a predicted model, not a curated record. The transcript has 5 exons.
AUGGCUAAAGGAUAAGAAGUUAAAGUAUUGCCAGAAGAGAAGGAUGCAUUGGAGAAAUUGAGAAAAGCAGUAUCGAUGAUAAUUAGUACUGGGAGUAUUGAUUUUGCAGCGAUUUUAAAAUUGAUUCAAUAGAAAAAGGUUUUCAUUAAUUAAAUUGCAACUGAAUUAUAUAAGUAUCUUUUUGUGAUAUAUGAAAGUUUAACUAAACAAAAUUUAAAAGAAAAAAAUGUCGUCUAAUUGGUUUUCUUAAUUGAUUACAUUUGCAAGAGUGAUGUAAAAGAUUUCAAAACAGCCAUUAAGUUCUACAUUGUCAAGCUCUUCGUCAAAGUUUAUAAGAAUUAGAAGGAGUUUGGAUGUGAUCUAUUAAAAUUGAAAACUGUAUUUAAAAGCUGGUUAAACAUCUUUCCAUCGCCUACUUUAAUCGAAAUCAGCAAUAAAGUCCAAUAAGAAUUGAAGGAUGAUUUGGACUAGCUGCCCCAUGAGAAAUUGGAAGAACUCAAGAAGUAUUACAAAAGUUUGAAUGUAAGCGGGGUUGAGCCAUUUUUAAAUGGAACCUACAAAAAGCAACCUGGAACAAAGAGACCAAUGGAAGAUUAGGUUGUUAAGAAGAUCAAACCAGAAUAAAAAUAUUAAUAAACUUAAAGAGUUAAUGUAGACACCUUACAAUAAAAGCAAAUUACUCUAUCUUAAUUACAACACAAUUUAUAAGGCCAUCAAUAAAUCUAUCCAUAAUCGAUGAUUCAUCAUAAUUAGACUAAUCAAACAUCUGGUUCUUAACAAUUUAGAAACCUCCAAACUCCCCAGAUGGUUACUUAUACACCUUAAAGCUCUGUGCAAAAUAAUUUUUCCUAUUUAAUCCCUUUUUAUCAAAAUCAGCCUUCUUAAACACAUUAACAAGUGUCAUCUCAACAACAGCGUCAAACUCAACAAGCAUAAGACCUCAACAUUAAAGGGUUUACUUAAUAAAACCCUUUAAUUAGUUAAUAUGCUCAAAUUUAAGGAAACAACCAAUAUCAAUAACAAUAACAAUAAUAAUAAUAACAAUAGCAAUAAUAAUAAUAGUAAUAGUAGUAACAAUAAUAAUACUAAUAAUAGCAAUAACCAUAGUAACAACAAUAAUAAUAAUAGUAAUAACCAUAAUAAUAGUAGUAAUAGUAAUAAUAAUAACAAUAAUAAUAUUACUCAUAAUAGUAAUAAUAAUAAUUAAGUAAUUAAAAAUAAAUAAAUAUCCCGAUCGAUCCAAAUACAACUACUACAGUAUUUGGUUCACUAUUCUAAUAUUUUUCUGGGUAACUGUAAGUCAGACAUGAGUUAGUUAAUAAGGAAACAGUAAAGGAUUUUUUAAAAAAAUAGAUACCAUCAUCAGAGUUACUCUCAAAUCCUAAUCGUUAUGGAACUUUAAUAAAAUGCCCAACAUGCUUUAUGAGAUUCAGAAAUUAGAGUGCUUACAUUUAGCAUUUGAAUAAUCAUGCGAGUUAUCAAUUAGAGAAGUUAAGGGAAGAUUAGAAAAAGGAGAUUCAGAUGAGCUGCUCUAGUGAAGAAUGGAUGUCAUCAACUUAAACAAUAAAGGAAAGCAAAAAUUAAGAAAGAAGUUAUGCCAUAGAUUUGGAUAAACUGAAUAAUUCAAACUGUGCAUUUUGCUUAGAGAAAUUUUAAGGUCGUUGGGAUUCAAAAAAUUGUAAAUGGAUCUAUGAGAACGUCAGAAAUUUCAUUUUAGAAUCAAAUGAUUUCGAUGACCCUUAAUUAAUUUCGAUACAUUAAAAAUGCAAUGAAGUUUUAAAUGAAAUAAAUGCUUGA